AUGGCUGCUUUUCCGAUUUCUCGAGGUCCACUUCUAAUACUUUCGAUAUUAAUCAUUACUGCGUUCGUCUUACGUGCUUUUCUAAGUGUUCCUUCUGCAUCAAGUCUUGGAUCCCGACGACAAAUUACUAUGCUUACAUUCAACAUUUGGUAUCCGUCUGUAAAGAUGAAAGAGCGGAUGAACGCGCUGGGGGAAAUAGUGCAAAACUUGAAACCAGAUAUUUUGACUUUUCAAGAAGUGACGCUGGACAAUCUUGCGCUAUUGCGAAGACAACACUGGUUUGAUCGAUAUAACGUAGUUCCACCUGACCCCGAGCUCGAAAUCAGGAAACAUGAGGGGAAGCAUUUUGUAGUUAUUUUGACCGUUUAUCCAGUAGACAAGUGGUUUAUUUACCCUCUAAAAAAUUCUCCAGUUUACCAUCGUAAGCUGGUCAGAGCAGAAACCAAGAGCGCUGUUUCUUCAAAUGUCAGAUUUGUUAUCGCAACGACUCACUUGGUACAUGCGGCUUCCAAUACGCAGAAGCGUGAGUUGCAAUUAAAAGAAACACUGAAGGUUCUCUCAGGCUACAAAAAUGUGUGUGUUAUGGGUGAUAUGAACAUCAAUGAGGGUAAAUUUAAAGCUGAUGGGGAAGUUGUCUUGCCUUAUUCUUGGUCUGAUGCAUGGUUGUCGCUUCCUGGAAACACAGUUAGCAAUGGAAAUACUUGGGAUCAGAGCAGGAAUGCAUUUGCAUCCAUGCAGAGCAACACAAAUACAACAAAGAUCUAUAAAGCAAGAGUUGACCGGGUCUUCUGUAAACUGUCAGACUUUAAAGUCAAGGAAAUGAGGAUUGUUGGUAAUGAGUCGACAAAAUCUGGUGUUCUACCCAGUGAUCAUUUUGGUCUGUUCACCAUCAUUGAAUUAUCUUCCCGCAAAACUCAGCAUAAAAAAACAUCAGCAGUAACCGAGGUUUUCUUUAAGAGAUCACCAGACUGGGGAAAACUGAUUAACCAAAAAGAUGAAAAAAGCUGAUUUAAGGAGGUUAAAUCAACAAAAGUAUGCAAGUAUGUAAAAAUUGCUUAACUGUUGCACUAGAGUUUAAGAUCCCUUCCCCCACCAGCCAUGUUUGCCCACCCCCCCCCCCCCCUUCAACAUGCACAAAACCUAAACCUCUCCUUACCCUGUGAAGGGUAUGGUUUUCAAACAGUUUAGUCUGGGAUAGGGGAAAGAAAUCAAAGAAUUUGGAUCUAGAAUAAGUUAAUGUUUUCCAGGAAAAUGAUCAAAUGGUUCAAGAUUUUAGUCUAGAGUGAGGAAACUGGGAAUUUGCAUUAAAAGUAAUGAGAUCAGCAAAUUUGAAUUUACCAGCAACUAAGAAGGCUCAGGGCUCACAUGUCCCUCGCAGCAACCAUCUCCACCCAAAAAUUUCUGAAGUAGACCCACCCCCCCUGUCUGCUGAUAGUGAUUCGUCAUGUUUAAUAAGUUAAAAUGGAUUCCUUUUUUAUGAAGAAAGUAAGAUGAGCAGUUGCUGUCUAGUUUUCAGACUUAUUUAUGGUACCUUACCCAAUUAUUUAAACAAAGAUUUUACUGUUAAUAAUCAAGUUCAUAGUAGAAAUACCAGGUAUGCGCUAAAUGUUUUUUACUUCUUCCACGGCGACCACUCAGUAGUGUUCACUUGUUCCUAAGUAAUCAACGCUUUCAAGCAAUAGAAUUCGUGGACCGAUACGUUCCGGAAAAGCUCUAAAUUUAAUCUUUCCUAAGAUUUCGUUGCAAAAUAUGCGUGGCUUCGAUCAUGCAACGAUUCUUAGUCCCAGUGUCCUUGGUCUCCGCAAGGAGUGCCUGGCACAAUGACGUCCCUUUUGUGUCCUAAAUACGACCAAAAAUUCAGGGGGUUACUUCCACAAAAAUUGGGUGGGGGUGUGCGGCAUGCUUCCUGAAAUCCUUGACCUAUUUCAGACCAAAAUCUGUGAUUUUCCCUACCCUAUCUCAGACCUGAUCAAAAAUUUGAUUCCCUAUUUCAGACCCGAAGCCCUGGAGCCCGGCACAUGACCAGAGCACGUCACAAGUUGUUACGGCAUGUACACGGUAGUUGGCGUAAACACUAAAAGGGAAACAGUCUCAUUGCCAAGUGAUGAAGAAGUAGCUAAUUCUUCUUAAAAACAUACCCAAUUCAAGAUUAGAGUGCACAAACCAUACCCUAUUUCAGACCAAAAUGGUCGAAAUUGAUACCCUAUUUCAGACCAAAACGGCUAAAAAACAUACCCUUUGGCACGGCACAUACCUAUCUGGCCUAUAUAAUAAUAAAGGACUAAUUAAGAUGUAAGGAUUCUCUCCCCAAUUUUAAGAAGCAGUUUAUUUAAU
This is a messenger RNA of Porites lobata, 2334 nucleotides long. Lineage: Eukaryota; Metazoa; Cnidaria; Anthozoa; Scleractinia; Poritidae. The record is from the annotation of a GenBank genome assembly.